Messenger RNA from Myripristis murdjan (pinecone soldierfish), 2053 nucleotides. RefSeq names its product TIP41, TOR signaling pathway regulator-like (S. cerevisiae) (gene tiprl). The record is from RefSeq and is a predicted model, not a curated record. Gene Ontology annotation, biological process: chromosome segregation; cell division; TOR signaling. The transcript is spliced from 15 exons. Gene Ontology annotation, molecular function: microtubule binding. Bases 263 to 1687 code for a protein of 474 amino acids. Gene Ontology annotation, cellular component: outer kinetochore; spindle microtubule; cytosol. NCBI's taxonomy places the organism in Eukaryota, Metazoa, Chordata, Actinopteri, Holocentriformes, Holocentridae.
AAUUAUAUUUAUGAAAUCGUAACGCUGCCUGUUGUCAUGCGUGCUGGCCGGUGCAGCGCAGGGCAGAGUCCCUGUUGAAACAUCCACUUUCCGGGUUAACGCACAUCUGCACGGUCCCACUGACGUUUGCAGGGACUAAAACUGCACUCGCUCUUGAAGACUCGCGGAACUGAAGUCGCCGAGCAGACGGAGCACCCGGACACUUCAUACCGACGCGCUCACUUACAGGACCCCCCUGGUUGACAACAACAACGGAGAGUUGAUGUUGGCUUCCCUGUCAUCCAUGAUGUCGCAUGGUUUCAAGAGCAGUAAACAGGACUUCACGUUCGGGCCAUGGAAAGUGACGACUGCCAAAACGCACAUCAUGAAAUCCAAGGACAUAGAGCGGUUAGCAGAGGAGAUGAACAUGCCUUCCCUCCCAGAGAUGCUGUUUGGUGACAACGUCUUGCGCAUCCAACACAUAGAUGGCUACGGCAUUGAAUUCAACGCCAUCGAUGCCCUGAAGAGAGUCAGCAACAUGGAGGACACGGUGAAGGUGGCCUGUGCACAGGAGUGGCAGGAGAGCAGGGCGGACUCGGAGCUCUCCAAAGAGGUGGUGAAACCCUACGACUGGACCUACACCACAGACUACAGAGGCACUUUGCUAGGCGGGGACACACAGAUAAAGGUGGCGGAGACGUCGGAGCGCAUCGACAUGGAGAAGCUGAAGGCGCGGGAGCGGAUCAUGUUCUUUGAGGAGGUGCUGCUGUUCGAGGACGAGCUGCACGACCACGGCGUGUCCAUGAUCAGCGUCAAAAUUAGGGUGAUGCCCACCAGUUUUUUCUUGUUGCUACGUUUCUUCCUUCGAGUGGACGGAGUGCUGAUCAGGAUAAACGACACGCGACUCUAUCACGAGGCCGGAAAGAACUACAUGCUCCGAGAGUUCAGCACGAGGGAAAGCAAGAUUGAAGAGCUGAAGUUCCAGAAGUCAGAGGCUGACCUGGAUUAUAUCGAGAAAAGGCUGAAGCUGGACUUUGCCAACAACGCCGCAGAGAACGGAUCUGCUCCCGAGGAAAAUCCGGUGGUGCUGCUGGAGAACCUGAUGGCCAUCAAGGCUCGGUACACAGCCCUGUGCUCCGAGGUCAAGGAGAUAGCAGCGGCACAGAAGGAGUCGGUGGACUCCAUCAGACAAAACCUGAAUAGCGUGAUGCAGCUGAUCCAGCAGGUCCAGCAGACCGCUGACGUGGAGGUCCCACCGCUGAGCGAGCUGGAGCAGCAGGCAGCAGAGCUCCUCGGUGCAGCUGGCAGUCCCAGUACAGCAGAGGUGGCUCCUCCCACAGCAGCUUCCAGCCAGCAGCCACCACCAUGUGAGUCUGAACCGCCUGACACACUCCAUCAUGGCAGUAAUCAGUUUUCAACACAUCAGUCAGCCUGCGCAACUGGUGAUUUUGAGGACCUGAGUGAAGCCAUGCUGGAAGCAGUUCCUGUCAGUAUUCGUGGAGACGUCACGCUGGCAGAUCUCAACACCUUCUACAGGCAGCUGCAGCAGCAUUUCAGCACCACAAAAAGCGGCUCGCUCAGCGUGCAGAAGAUGAAGCAGCUGAACAUGAGCGUCAGUGAGGCCAAGCUGAAGACCCUGCAGCACCUAGCUCUGCUCACGCUGGACAGGAAGGGCUGCGUCCACCUGCCGACGCCGGGACCCUGCUAACGUUUUCUCCUCUGCUGUCACUGCGAGAAGACAAAAUCAUCUGUGUCCAGGCCACCAAGCCAACCCUCUACUCCUGUUCAUGAAAGCUGACUGGCAAACUGAUGGCGCCUCUCCUGUGACAAAAACAUCCAGGGCACGAGUCAGUGAAAGGCUCGGUGCCGGGCCGGGACAGCGAGUGUUUGGCAACACUGUGCCAAAAUGAGCCUGGUGGGACUGAGAGAUCUGACCAGCGAGGGGCAAACUGCUGGGACUGACCCCUCAGUUAUCUUCUGUGUUUUAAAGAGAAUGCACUGCUGAGGUGCACUGUUAUUUUUAUGAGUGAUGGAAAGAAAGAGAAUGUACAUAAAGUAAUGCUGCAAGCCCUUU